UCGGUUGUCAACAUUCAAAAUGGAGCAGCCUCCUGUGUAGGUAAACGUCACCGUUGCUAUUGCGGAAUGGUACUUCCCCGCCUCUCGUUCGUUGACGAUAUCCACAAACAACAAAAAAAGGAAGGGUGAAGCAAAAUUGAAUGGGCAACGCAAAAUUCCAGCCCAGCAUAUUACCUCCAAACUUGUCGUGCGUGUCACUAGUGUUCUCUCGCGCAAACUAGCACUCUGCGACGGCGAAUCUACAAAUCGUCGUGAAAGUGUGCAAAUAAGAGGAAUAGAAACGAAACACAAACCAGCGGAUAGUACUCAGAGCUAAAAGAGAAACCAUCGCGGUAUUUGAAACAAAGCAAAUUGCGAUCGGAUCUUCUAGUAACAGUGGAACAGCAUCCGAAAGCUGGGCUUGUGUCCGCCUGUGCAUGAAACGCGGUUACUUCGGGUUGAUAUUUCAGCGAAUGAAAGGUUUUGAAAACGCUCGACAACGGUAAGGUAGGCGGCGGGCACAGCGGAGUUGCGUUGACAUUUAGCACAGUAAACAACGGCGGGUGGCUCGACCUACGCAAAGAGGGUUAAACAAAAAAAAACAGUGAAACAUUUGCACCUCUUCCAACUGUUCUCCCAGUAGUGCAGAUCAAGCUGGACAAUUUAGCCUAGUGAGGUAAUUAGUGCAUCUUAGAAGAAGUGUGGUCCAUAUUUUCAGUGAUGGUGAGCCAGUGAAAUAAUGGUCCUGGCUAGCGAAUAAUAAUUCAGGUCAGCUGGUACGCUGGUAAAAUGGUGUACGAAGAGGUGAAACAUAGUGCGUUUUUGUGUUUAUUGUAAUUGUAUCCCAAGUGUGUAGCUGAAGUGAGACAAAAAGCUGUUGUGUGAUCAAAAUUGAAGGGCAAAAGCAACGAUUCGGCUUACCCGUUAUUGCAUUUGCUAUUCCAGCCUGUCCCAUCUGUGCAAACAGCAGCAGCAGUGGUGCAAUGAAAUGUGAUAUCGUGCAGCACGAGUGGAUGAAUCGUGUCGUGCAUCAUCUUUGCUUCUUCUGCUGUGAUAAACGGUGAUCGUACGUGUGUGAUAAGCGUGCAGCGUGUAGUAGACCGGGCAGUCCCGUGAUGGAACCCAGCCCUGGCAGUAGUUCUACCGUGCCUGGCGUUGGUGGAACGGCGGUAGUAGUGAGUAGUGCUGGUGGUAGUGGAGCUGUAGUUGGUGGGGCCAGUGUGGUAACGCGACCCCCGAUUACAGCACUGUUUCGCGAAAUUCACAAAAACAGCUGGCUUCGGCGGUUGAACAACGACAGCAGGCGACCGUCCGUACUGACAAAGAAACCGGAUCGUUAUUGGGUUGUGUUCUGCGUCCACGAUGAUUGUGAAGCAUUCCUGGAGGGUUACAGUGAUCCACGGCAGGCUCCAUCGCACGCCCCAGAGUGGGCACUAUCGCUCCAAACCGUUCAGCAUGUCUCGCACGCCCUCGUAUCGAUUGAGCAGGAGUUCGAAUUUGUGAUAACACUCGGCAGCGAGGUGGCCCGCUUCAAUGCCAACACCUGGGAAUGUAUGCAGGAAUGGGUGGAAUGUUUGCGGUCGAAGCUACGCGAGAUGAAGCUGCUGUCGCCGAAAGAAAAUUUGUACUCGCGUCUACCCGAGGUGCGUCCACCAUUGGCACCGACGCGUGAUCCAACGUCUCCAUUACCGGCGACACCUCCCGUACCGGCCGCAAUCGUACCAGGCAUCGAGCGAGUUCAGCCAUCGUCGUUGGUGCAGCAGCAGCAGCAGCAUCACGGACACCAGUCGAGCUUAGGUGGUGUAAGCGGACAAGGGCAUUCGCUACACGUCGGACCAUCUGGUUCCGGCGGGGCAAGUGGUACGAUCGCGUCUAACACCGGCACUACAAGCUCUAUUUCUUCAUCAUCAUCAUCCGCAUCAUCCUCGUCGUCGUCGUCAUCAUCCUCGAACGCAUCAUCCUCAUCGGGAACCAGCUAUUCAUCAACGCUCACUUCCAUAUCAAACUGCCCGAACGGUGAACGCGGAAGCGUCACAGGCCCACCAGCCAUGUCCAACACGUCCACGCAGAAUCUCAUGAACCUGCUGUCGAACCCGCUACAAGCAGUGAGCAGUAUUAACGCACAAGCUAGUAAACCUCUGUCGGCUACCGCCACCGACAGCAUAUCGCUCGGAUCAUCCUCCUCGUUGGUCUCCGAAGAAGAACCGCCGGAGGAGCAGCUUAAAUGCAACAUAUCGGCAUCGCCGCCACGGGACUCACCACCAAGUUCCAGUUUGCCGAAACCGCAAAAAAUAAUCCACAGAGAUAGCGCGAGUCAUAAUGGUGCCGCUACUCAUCAUAAUCAUCAUCCGGCGGUGACACUCGCACCUGGCACAUCGACCUCCUCUCUGGCGACCACGUUCGUCACCAACGUGCUGGCCGAUCCAUCCGGAACGGCCGGACCUUCGUUGAAGCGCAGCAAUAUCGAUAAAAAGCUACUGCUUGAUGUACGGCAGAGUCCCGAACGAUCCACUACUGACUGUGAUGUUGGCAAUGCUUCCGACGCCAUCAAUGGUCACACCACCGAUGCGCUUCCCAACGAUGAGUCGUGGUCGAGGCAGCCGCAACAGAGCAGCGCACCUAGUGGCAACGGUCGCAACAGUAAUGGAACUGCAAUGUCCAAUGGUGGCGAAACGACAACAGCACCAACAGUACCGUCCCCAUCGAUGCUAACAAAAUCUGCCGCCAUCUGUAUCGGGUCACCAGCAUCCAGUGGAGCAAGGGUGGAACCGAAACGUUCCCGACGAAAGAUAUCUCCCGUCGCUAGUGCUUCGCCACGGUCACCCACGAUAGCGAAUGGGCAGGAUCAGGUAGCGAAUGUUACCAUCAUCCAGGUGUCAAACAGCACCAAUGCAACGACCCCUUCACCAACAAUCACCACAGCUUCUUCGCCGAAGCCCCCAGUGUCUCGUUUUCAUUUCCCGAAAGCAAAACCUUCGAUCAUCACCCCAAGCACCGUGCCGACCGGUGUGUCCACGAUUAUAACGGAUGACGCAGGACCCGGCAAUGAUCAGAACUAUAAGAGUAACGUGCAAAUCAUUCCGUCCAACGUGGAGUAUCCGCCAAAUGGAGAUCAACUCGUGCAACCGUCGAUCAUCGCGUCCAUAAAUGAACAGCAGAUCACAACGGUUACUGUACCGAACGUCUCGCAGUCGGUUCCGAUCAGCUCAACGGUGAUGUCAACGCCACGAAUACAACCAACUGCACCGGCAACCGUACAGGUCGCAGUGGCAACCUCGUCAACACCGAUCAAAGGACCGGAAAGUAAUUUCGGUACCGUGACACAGAUUGCCGUAAAUUCAUCAUCAUCAUCAUCGGAACAAUCGUCAUCCAAUAGUCAACAUUACGAGCAGGUUUUUCUAACCAGCUCCGUGCAGGUGACGUCUGGAAGCGUGCUAACGAACGCGAACUUUGAACAACCGUCGAUAGUAUCCGUCGCACCGAUUGUGUCGAAACCAACCGGGAAUAAAAGCAGCAAGGUGCUUCUGCUCAGCAGACAGUCACGCUCGUCUAGUCAUUCGGAUAUUCCACUUCCCGGGAGGUUAGCAAUAAAGGGUACCCGAACAAACGAGAUAGGGGGCAGUAAUGAUAAGGAAAAUCGUGUUCAACAUGAUAGUAUCAGUGGUACGGCUUCCACAUCCAAACAGGGAUCGGUUCCAGCUGCGAAUAAUGUAGUCGCUCCGGUUCAUCUUACCGGUGGAAGUCCUUCAAAACGACCGGCUGUAGAUCGAAACAUCUAUACACCACAUCCGCAGCGUACUGCUGCUGCUCCACUGCUCCAGCGAGGUUUAACCGAGCUGGUGUUAAGUACAAGACCUGCCGCUACCGCCGGUGCACUCGGGACGGAUCAAUCUGCAAUGGUUGGCCGUGGACGGCGAGCUCCGGUAGAGCAAAAAAUCCGAUCGGAACAUUUACCACCGGAACAACGGCGCCGCAGCUCAUCGACUUCCGACGCACGGCAGGAACAUGCCGCGCGUACAAAUGGAUCUGGCGGUGUCACCGGUGCAAAUGGACCGGUUGGACCCGGCUCAGGACGAUUGCAGUCUCCACCCCAACCGUUCCGUCCUCAUCAUCAGCUCCUAAACGUACCGGAGGGUAACCAGCAAGUGAACGGAGGUGUAGGGCAUGGUACGCCUAUCGGUGGUAUAGGCGGUAAUCGCAAGCUGACACUUCGUGAACAGCAAGUUUUUCAACUGCGUCGUGAAAUGAUGCAUCCAGGCGGUGUACGGCUACAGUUGCGUCGGAAGGACUGCAUCAAUUCCAUCGGGCUAGUGGAUGCGUUCGGUGCUGUUUGGGUGGCAGGCUGGAAACAAAAGGAACACCCAGUGCUGUACAAUGCGCUCCACAUCGGUGAUCAGAUGAUCAGUGUGGCCGGUGCUGCGAUCAUGUCCGCAGCCGAUGCACACAAAGCUAUCCGGGCAGCGCCGGGAUUGUUUGUUGAACUUAUUAUUCGUCGCGUUCCGUUUGGGCGUGUUUAUGCGAUUCGGCGCGAACUCGAUGGACAGUGCUUGGGACUGAUCCGCGACGGCAAUACAGCAACGAUCGUGGACGUUGUACCGAACAGUUUAGCUGCACGGCAUGGGUUGCCGCCGAAGGCAAAAUCUUGUGAUGGGUUAUCGUUAACAUUUUGGGUGUUGACGGAAAUCAACGGCAGGCCGUUAAAUCUAUUCUUUAAGGAGAACGAAAUACGCGAUCGUUUGAAUGUCGUCGGGCGAGAUAUAUCAAUAUUGGUACAACCAGCAGAUCUGGUUACGAAGCUGAAAAAGCAGCUCAAAUCUCUACGUGGCCACAAGGAUUUUAUUGUGCAAUAGGCAACUUCUAGCGACCAGAACAGAACCGAGGAUCAAAACAAUAGUAUUAAGCAGGGAAAUAUUAUCGUCCGUCUAGUGUCCGCCAAGAGAAAUAAGAAACUAUUGGGCAGAUUUGUAGAAAAAGGGCGAUUUUUUUAUACAAAUAGCAAGGGACUAGAAUUGUAACAUCCAAUAGAGACUCUUUUCUAAAAGUAAUUAAAAGUACUGUGUAAUGACUGUGCGGUAUAUGCUUAACACAUGUUACUACUGUUUCUACUACCAUAAUACUACUGACUCUUUUCCACUAUCCAUCAUGAACUCCAUCUAACACUAUUGGAUGUUCUUGCUACGAGGCAACCAUCAUGUACAUCACAACUAUGUACUACUUAUUACUAUUAUCGCGACUAAUGCAACAUAUUAUCGUAAAAGCAACUUGAACUGUGGAACUUAUAAGCGAGUCAUAUUGAAAUAACCUAACCAAUGUGUGAUGUUUCUUCGUACGGAGGUAAGAAGUGCACAGGCAUAAGUGAAUCGCAAACGGGAAAAGAAUGUGCAAAAUUUUCCUCUCCAGUAAACGAUUAGUGCAAAUUUUGUGAGCUAGAACUUAUACGACAUUUACGUAGAAAACCUGCGGGUUACAUUGAUGGGGUGGUUUUCCGUAUCGAAUGAGCCACACAUAGCACGAAUUUUGAAAAAAACUGUAUUUAUUUUUAUGCUUGAGAUGAUAAUUAUGCCGCGGGCAAUGUAGCAAAAUUUAGAUGAAGAACUUUGUUUUGCAAUAGUAAAACGCAUAUAUUCGAUAGAAUAUACUAGUGAAAUUUGUUUGAGUUCUUGAACGUCAGCAAACACAACACUUGCUGUUCCUCUAACCUAAAUAUUUCUCGGUGCUCAUUCGCUCGGAACCACUCCGGAGGGUAGGGAAAAUUUAGUAUAUAAUAAUAAUAAUCACUCAACUGCAACAAAGGAAAGUAAACAAAAAAGGCUGUAAAACUGGCACAACUUUGUGUGAAACCUAGCUACUUUCUGCUCGCCAAUAUAUUCUGAGAGCCGAGAUAAAAAAAAUAAUCGGAGUUGUGUACACUAGUAGGAACAAAAAAGUCGAAUCUCUUUUAACGUACCACGGUAACUUUUCUUAAAAGGCUGAAACAAAGGGUAAACGUAUACAUAUGCUUAUGCGCAUUUUGCGAUGAUAGUUUUGAUAUGAAAUAUUAGACAAAAAGAUAAACAGAAGCUAAACUAAAAAGCACAUGUAACCUCACCGUUGAUGAAAAACACGACAACGGUACUAGUUAAGGGAUAGGAAGGUAAUUUUCCUAAUCUUUUUGGCCUGACCAACAGGAAUUUUUCGAUGCGGUAGAACAUUCUUUAGAACAUUUUUACAAAAAAAAACAAAACAAGUGAUUCUUGAUAUAAGAUUUUAGUGACGAGUGUGUGCUCAUAUAGUCGUGUUGUAGUGUUGAAAUUAGCGUGUUCGGUUCGUAUAAACGCGUAUAAAUACAAAACCAGACUCAAAAA
Molecule: messenger RNA, 6323 nt
Organism: Anopheles funestus (African malaria mosquito)
Lineage: Eukaryota; Metazoa; Arthropoda; Insecta; Diptera; Culicidae
Product: mucin-5AC
Exons: 7
Coding region: 1095-4829 (1244 amino acids)
Cellular component (GO): plasma membrane; cytoplasm
Source: RefSeq, a predicted model, not a curated record